Molecule: messenger RNA, 203 nt
Organism: Funneliformis geosporum
Lineage: Eukaryota; Fungi; Glomeromycota; Glomeromycetes; Glomerales; Glomeraceae
Source: the annotation of a GenBank genome assembly
GAUUAAUAGCUUAUUUGCUAGAUUCUCCCUAUAAAGAAUUGGAUCUUUUGUUAAAAAGAAAGGAUAAUUCAAAAACUUCAUGCAGAAUCAUCAUUGCAAUCAUAAAAAGAUUAUUAUCAACAGCAUUAACAAUUGAUGAAAUUAGUAAUUAUUUAGCAAUACCAAUUGCGUUAGAAGCAGAAAAUCCAUUAGAUUGGUGGUGA